ACCCCGAGCCGGCGGUGCCCGUGGGCGCCGGGCGCCGGGGCUGCUCGGCUGCCGCUGCCCGCGCUGCCCGCGCCUGGCGCCCGCCGGGCCUGGAGCGGGGCCCCGAGGCCGGGCGGGACAUCCGGGAGGGAUGUCGGGGACCCGCUGCCAGGCGCUGUACCCCUUCUCCGGGGAGCGGCACCGGCAGGGGCUGCGCUUCGCGGCGGGCGAGCUGAUCACGGUGCUGCAGGUGCCAGACGGCGGCUGGUGGGAAGGGCAGAAGGAGGACGGGCUGCGAGGCUGGUUCCCGGCCAGCUACGUCCAGCUGCUGGAGCAGAAACCCCGAAAGGCAACUCCUCAGCCAGGAGAAGACACCUUGAAUGGCCACCUUCCCCCCGGCUGGCAGAGCUACAUGUCACCCCAGGGCCGCAGGUACUACGUGAACACCUUCACAAAUGAAACCACGUGGGAGCGGCCGAGCAGCGUGCCUGGCACUCCAAAGAGCCCUGUGUCACAGAAGAGCUCUGCAGUGAAUGGCUACUACAUCUCUGGGUCCCCAGUACACCAGCUCGACUCGGGUCACAUGAGCCUCCGAAAAACCAGUGGGGACCCCCAGAGCCCGGGCUCCCCGGCGGCGCCGCGGCGGCAGAGCAAGGAGAGCAGCCUGACGAUCAACUGUGUGACUUUCCCCCACCCUGAUGUAAUGCCAGAGCAGCAGUUGCUGAAGCCUUCAGAGUGGAGCUACUGUGAUUAUUUCUGGGCAGAUAAGAAGGACUCACAAGGGAACAACACAGUGUCGGGAUUUGAAAUUCUUCUUCAAAAGCAACUUAAAGGGAAGCAAAUGCAGAAAGAAAUGGCAGAGUUUGUUCGAGAAAGGAUAAAGAUUGAGGAGGAAUAUGCUAAGAACCUGUCCAAACUGUCUCAGAAUUCCUUGGCUGCUCAGGAAGAAGGCACACUGGGAGAAGCUUGGGCUCAGCUCAAGAAGAGUUUAGCUGAUGAAGCAGAGGUUCAUCUCAAAUUUUCUUCAAAGCUUCAGAGCGAGGUAGAGAAACCUCUGCUCAACUUCAGAGAGAACUUCAAGAAGGACAUGAAGAAGUGUGACCACCACAUCGCGGACCUGCGGAAGCACCUGGCCAGCCGCUACACAGCCGUGGAAAAGGCCCGGAAAGCCUUGACAGAGAGGCAGAAGGAUCUGGAGAUGAAAACACAGCAGCUAGAGGUGAAACUCAGCAACAAGACAGAAGAGGAGAUCAAGAAGGCCAGAAGGAAGUCCACCCAGGCAGGGGAUGACCUGAUGCGCUGUGUGGAUCUUUACAAUCAAGCCCAGUCCAAGUGGUUUGAGGAGAUGGUGACCACCACUCUGGAGCUUGAGAGGUUAGAAGUUGAAAGGGUGGAGAUGAUUCGGCAGCAUCUGUGCCAGUACACGCAGCUGCGGCACGAGACAGACAUGUUCAACCAAAGUACAGUAGAACUUGUGGAUCAGCUGCUUCGGAAAGUGGAUCCUGCCAAAGACAGGGAACUGUGGGUAAAAGAACACAAAACUGGAGAUAUCCGACCUGUGGACAUGGAAAUAUAGACUGAUCUAUAGUUGGAUAUGACGAAUCCACUGAAUUUAGCAGGCUAACGUUUGUUUUUAAGGGUCAAAAGAGCAUAGGGAAAAGGUUGUUUCACUACCAGACAGACACCUUGUAAUUUAUGCCUGUAUGGGCUAUCUCUGUUCCAUUUAGUCAUUACAAUGGUCCUCGUUGUGCUAAGCCUUAAGCACCAGACAUUCCAGGGUGAAAAAAACAGAUGUGUGCUUCCCACCAGAGGUUCCCAAUUGCACGCAGCUUCCAGGAGAAAUCUGCUUCCUGGCACAGAAAGUGCUCUGUUCUUCAGUGACUUUGUGCUCCACCCCUUGCAUGACUUUCUCUAUCCAGUAUGUUAGAACAACCACGCAGAGAGCCUCUGGCCAGCAGGGAGAUCACUGAAUAUGAUGCAGGAGGCAAGGAAGUGCUGAUCAUGAAUCCCAGGUCUAUCACUGACUGCUCUCAUGGCCAUAGGCAAGUCAAUUAACUUUCCUGGCUCCCCCAUUUAUAAAAUCUGUGGAUCUUGCAGCGGUGUUGUGUGAAUACGAUGCUUUCAUAUAACACUUCCAGCAUGGCAGUGAAGUGAUGGCCCUUCUCCCAAAAUCUAUGGAGAAGAUUCCUGUUCUUCCUGUUUUAUACUCCCUCUCUCAGGGAUACAUAAACCCAUUUUCAUGAUUUCUGUUGUCGGCCAGUCGAUAAGUUUGAAAGUGUUACCAUCACAAUUUUUUAUCAGGAAAGACUUGGUUGUACUAUACCUACCUCAUUAGCUGUCAGAGUGCCCUCAACGACAGAAGGAGGUCAUAUUCCAAGGAAUAAAUGAGAUGUUUAAAAUCUUUCCUGCUCAUGCAAGGUGUUUUUCCACAGAAUCUCCUUAAAGAUAGUCCUCUAAUAGUCUACUUGGGAUUCAGGGUUAAAUUUCCUUUGUUUGUUUCUUCAGGUGAAUAUCACAGACUUUAGGUAUUUUAAUUACUGGGUUUGUCCCGCUAAAUUUUGGCUUUUAUCUUUUUGGAGCCUGAUUUUCAAAGGUGCCAUGAAUAUGUGAUGCUAGAUUGCAUUCAGUGUAGCUGUAGGUGCCCAGUACUUCUGUACCAUCAGAGUCUUAACCUGAGGUUUUUUUCUAUGUUACCCUUAUUGCAAACCACCAAAAAUUCAACACUGCUCUAAGCAAAUAGUGUUAUGUAGUUUGGAGACUGGUUUUGAAAAGGUAUUUAUUUUCUUCUGCUGUUAUUCUGAUUAAGUAUUCACUGUUGCUGUUACUAUAUUUUUUUCAGCAUGUCAUGCAAUGCAAAGAUUCUUCAGAUUCUUGCUUUAGAUCCAGGAAAAAUCUUGAUUCUCACCACUGUGGCCUUUACUGAGUGUUUACUGUGGUCUUAGCUACAAUAUCCCAAACCAUACUAAUUCAUUUGAUCCACAGUUUUGCUCCAUUUUAUCUCACUGUUGCUGUGUUUUUCUCCCCAGCCCCAGAACUGCAUCCUUCUUUUGUUCUAGUGCUAUUCUAGGCUUUUGUUCAGCAUCCUCUGAAUGCUGUGAAUAGAUCCUUGGGAAUCAAUAUCCCUCUUUACAAAUACAAACUGAGACACAGCAAAGUCUUACCUGAAGCAUGUUUAUAACAUUGCUGCAGUGGUUAUUUUUCUGGUUUAUUAUUUCCAAUCAAAUUCUCUUGUGUUUUUCUAUUGCUCCUUUUUUUCAGCCAUCUCUUUACUCAUACAGCUUCAUUCCUGUCUUGCAGAUGCCUUCACAACCCACUCCUCUGCUGCUUCAUUAACCUUUAUAAACCUUUAGCAUCCUUUGCAUGUUGGCAGUUGCAGUGUCACGACUGCUGCAGGCUCAGGAUUGCUCCUGGUGGGACAUUCCCUGUGCUGCACUUCCCCUGCUCAGCUGGGAAUUCGGAGCACAGUUUUAUUCUUGGUGUUGGAAGGCUCCCUGUGACAUGAGCCUCACCUGAGUUCCUGCACAGACCCUGCAACACCAGUUGAAGUGUUUGGUUUGCUUGAGUGUCCUUGAGCUUAGAGAGAGCCUCCCUGGAAUUCUCUUCUCCUUCCCUUCUUCCCUCAGGCAGGGCAGUUGAUGAUCUCUCCUUUUCAGUCUUUCUACUGAUUAACUCACUGUCUUACUCAUUUUUGGCCAUUUCAGUGUAGACUUCUCCUAACUCUUACCUUGCACUUCAGAGGACAGGCACUUUCUUAUUUUUUAAGCCACAAAUGCAGGUUGGACUUUCAAAACUUCAGUGGCCAAAAUAACCUGAAUAGGUGAAAGCUGCAUUUCAGGCUGCCCCUGUUCUAGGCUGUAUUGUAAAUUGAAAUGAGCAAUCUUGACAAUGCCUCAGCACAUUCUUGUUUUGAUUGCAAAACAAACCUAGUUGUGCACUUUAUACCAUAUUCUCCUUAAUAAAUACCUGAAAUACUCUGUUAGCAAUUAGUCUUUAUUUUUCCUCUUUCUUUAAAGAAGUUUAUUACUUUAUCUAUUUUGGACUGGAUAUACUGUCCAUUAGCACAGGUUUCUCUGGACACUGUAAUGUGUUUUGGUUCCUCUGCUAAGGUCUAUUUAUGCUGCUCUAAAUGCGUAGUUGGCGGGUUUUUUGUUGUUUUUAUUUGUUUGGGGUGUUUUUUGUUGGGAUUUUUUUUUUACUUUUGGUUUUAUUUCCAGAGAUAUUUCCUGCUACUAGUUCUUGGUCCAUUUGAAAUGUUUCAGGGAUGUGAGUUGCCCAGAGCAGUAAUUCUCUUGGUGGAGUCUGUAUCUCUUUUCCCCUUCAGUAACCAGAGGAGAGCACAGGUACCUGGCUGUUGAUUUUUCCCAGCCCCAGGAGACUCUGGGUUCUGUCCCCACAGGAGAGAUGCUUCAUCCACAACACCUCCACCUGUAUUCAGUGCAAGUUUUGCUGUUGCUUGUAAAGAGUUUUCAACUCAUUUCUUUCAAAAGAUAGAUGGAUUCCUCCUUGAUAUAGCACUGCAGAUCAGGGUUACCUGGCUCAUCCCCUUCUUUGACUGAUGGAUUUUGGAUAGGGUGAUGUCUUACAGGUCAGAGCAUGCUGGAGUUCUCUUGCUUCUAACAGGCAGCAUCUUCAAGGAGGGUAAUGGCACUUUUAAAGGAGAUCAAAGGUAACUUUGGGACUUGGAACAUUGCUCUGUUUGUCUUCCACUGAGUUUCAAAAACGCAGUGGAACCCAGUCUGUCUUCAUGCUCAUCCCAAACAGCUGCUUCUCCAGAGCAGGAUCAAACUUGGUGUUUUGUUAGAAUACUGUCAUGGGUGGAUGCUGCAUGAUGCUGCUGCAGUGUGACUGAUUAAUGGAGUCCCAAAGUCUCUUACCUCCAGCACUGGGCUGAGGCAUCAUCUCAUCUCAUCUGGCAGCUCACACGCCUGCUGUGAGUUUGUGCUGGUUUAGUAACUCUGGGGAUCAGAUUGGCAGGGUUAUCUCCCAUCUCUGUAUUAUCUCCCAUCUCUGUAUGCUCUGAGCUCACAGAGCAGGUCAGUUCUCAAUUAACACUUUUGCUUUCACUGGUAGAGGUAGAACAAGGGGGAAUUUUCCUCUGGCUUAGCAGGGAGCUCUGCUUGCCCAGUUCUGUUAAGACACCCGUGUUUUGGGAGUGCUGCCACACCUGUGAGCUGCCUCCUGGUCUGGCAAUGCUGUCACACACUUGUCCUGUGCUGGAGGGCUCUCUGGCCAUCUCCAUUUCAGCCAGAGCCUUUUGGCCCUUCUCUUAGCAAAAAGGCUCCCUGAAUUCCAUGGCUUCACAUCUGCUGGGUGUCCUGACCCCCAACAGUGCCAGAGCUGGUGAGGUGCUUGCCAUACAGAAUGAGAACUUUUUAUUCAUCAUCCAGACCUUCCUGCCUGUGUCUUCAAAGCACAGUUGAAAAUCUUUCUCUCUAAGGUAUUCUUUCAGCUUAUUUCCUAUCAGAACUCAUUGUGGAUCCAGUGCUGUUGGCUGAUUCCUGUUGGAGUUGAUGAGCUGAAAGCAGUCAGUCCUUUACCACAUGGGCCAAGUUCACUUUUCUCCCAUUAGCAGCAAGAUUCCAGUUUCUUUCUUAGAGCAAUAUUCCAAAAUGGCCUAAUUCUGAGUUUGCCAACUCGCUCCAGAUUCAGCCAUCUCUGUAACUCACACUUGUUCGUCACUUCUAUGUGUUGAACAUCUUCUGAAAGACUUUGGUUGCUCCCUUACAGGGACCUUAGUUCAUAAUUGGACACUGGAAUUGUAGAAUAUAGCUUUAAUUUUAUAUUUUCUUUAAUUUUAAAAUACUGUAACAGCAGUGAAAAUGAUACAGAAAUCCCUGUUAUGUUUCUAGACCCCCUUUCCCCCUGUGCAGCCCCUUCUGAGCUGCUGGGGGGCAGCUGUGCUCCCCCAUUAUUGCACAGGUAAACACUGAAAUCAAACUUCCUUGAGUGCCUGACAGGCAGCAUGCAAACUUGUGCACUGCUUCUUUUUCCCUUUAUGCAGAUUUUUUUGUUUAUUUGCUUGGUUUAGUUUGGAUAUUUUUCCCCUAAUAGGAAUUUUCUGUGAAGCAGUCACAGGAAAUUUCUAUAUGCUUAGAAGUCUUAGUUUCUCAGGCUUUGUUAGAAAUUUCUAGAAUUCUCCCUGGUUUUAAUGUCAUUAUUUAAAUAUUGGCUGCAAGUUAGGCUUGUUAUAGAGAAAUUGGCAUGCCUCACUUGUUCCUUGGAAGUGCUCAGCACUCAGAGAUUUCUUGGAAUACAACAGGGAGCUGAGAGAUAAGACUCUUUGAAAAUCAGGCUAACAAACAGAAAUGCACAAGCCUCUUUUUUCCUUCCUUGUACUCAAGUACAUGGAUAAAGCAAAUAUUAAGAAAUGAGAAAUAAUUAAGGUGUAGUUGCUCUCUGUGCAGCUCCAGGAGUGUUCCUGUGUGAGGCUGCAGUCAGAACACACCUCUGGAGUAUGGAGCCACAGGUGAUGGAGCUGUAAAAACUCAAAUCCAUGGUUCAGUGACAAAGGGGCUCUGCCCAUCUCAUUCUUCAGUCACACACAGGGAGAGAAAGGGCACUGCUUAGCCAGGUGGGUCCUUCACUACCAAGCACCUUAAGAAAUCCAGACAAGCACUUUGAAGGUCCCCCUGGAAUGAGUAGAUGUGACUUCUUGAUGUGAUUAUUUGAUGUUUCCUUCUGAGCUGAAAACAGAUUUACUGUUUCACAGUAUCUGGUGUGCUGUUGCCCACUGGUGCAGCCUGCUGUGUCUGUUCCCAGAGAUGGCAGCAGACUCCCGUGUCCUGAGGGCAGGCCUGGCCACCCUGACAUUCCUCUCAUUUGGCAAUUACGUCUUCAAAAGACAGUGUUAAAAAGGCAGUUUUCAAAAUAAUGAGCUUUUCAGUUCCCAGACCUCUCUGGAAAGCCUGCGGGCUUUUUGCUGCGCAGUGUGUGUUGAAAGAGGAGAGUGGCGUGGCAGAGGCUGCUGAGGCACUGGCUCUGCUGUGUGGACAUUGCUCCCACCCUCUGCCAGGGAUGGGAGCAGCCCUCAGGCAUCCUGUGUGCACCAGAGGAGCCUGCUGGCCACCUCUGCCUUCUCCAGGUGGGCACGAGUCACAGGUAAAUCCAGAUAAGAGCACACACAUCAGGCAGGAGGGUCCUUCCCUCAUCUCUCAGACCCUGAGGGGUGCUGCUGAUGAUGAAUAAGGCACCCAUCACCCUCCAGUCCUGCUCAGCACUGAAAAUCAGUGCUGGGAGGUGUCUGCUGCUCGAUGAGAGCUCCCACCUCACACCUGGCUGCACCCACAGAGGACCAGCAGGUGCCAGUGCUGCCCUGGCACUGCAGAAGGGGCUCUGGCAUUUGGCUGCCCAAAUAUUCCCCAGCUCCAGGGGCCUGGGGCACACAGCCCUGCUGUUGCACAGUGGGAAUGAAGUCUUUCCUGGCAGCACAUCCUGGUCUUUUCCUGAGAAGUGUUGUUGUAAGAAUAACACCCGUUUGCUUUGUCUUACAGUAGAUUUUAUUCAUAUGAGUGGUGCAUCUUUCAACUCUUUACUUUUCUCGCUCUGUUGUUAAUGUAGUCAGCCCUUCAUCAGUGAAAUACAACACCUUUCAGGACCUUUAAUUUUGAAAUUUCAUAGAACAUAUCUGUCACUUCAAUGUGCUGACCAAACUUCAUGCUUUUGGGUGUUUUCUGAGAGUUUGAAGAAUUUCUUUGCAGAUAUUAUUUUGGGUUUUAUUUUGAAAUUUUUUAUCAGCCAGCAGGUUUGGAAGUGUAAUAAUUUCUUUUUGUGGUAGCCACAGUUUCUUUUUCCUUCCUGGAUGUUUUUUCUGAAGGGACCAACACAUAGCACAAUUCAAUUUAAAUUUCUAAUCCCAUGCAUUCCUCAAGGCAGAAACCUUUUGUGCCUAAUGAUGCAUCUGAGUCUAAGAACUGUACAUGGAUAAAAUCUUUCAGAGACCAAUUAAAAAAAAAAAGUCUUAGAUUAACCACAAAGUAAUCACAGAAUAAAAAUCACAUAUAGAUUUGAGACAUUCAAAUUUAAUUCCCUCAACUUACAUUAAGUUGAACUAUUUCAGGUGUGUCGUAAGAGACAAACUCAGUGGAUAUUCAGAACAAAAGCUUUCCAGCUGCUCUAUCCAGGUUCAGUGAGUGGACAGGACUAUAAUUUUGAAUAUAUCAGGACUAUAAUUUUGAAUAUAUGCAGUCUUUUAGGGCUACUGAUUUAACAGGUUAACUGAGUAAUGGCUUGUAUCACAACCCUAUUAAAAUUCUGCUAGUAGAUCCCCUUGAAGUGCCUCUUUAAACAGUAUCUGCUACAAGCAUGUGAAAAAUACACAGAUUCACCCCACAAAUUGCCAAACCUCAGGAGCAGCCACUGUGCACUGAUCUGUGCAGGAUUCUCAGCCCCUUCCUUGCUCUGACUGUGCACACUUUUAGGACACCCCCAUCUCCAGCAGACCUGCCUUUGGCUCUGCUAAAUUGCUGUCCAGAUCAGGAAUCUUAAGUUCUCAAUGCUGAAAAUGAAAUAGAAAAAAAUAAACUUUAAAGCAACUGCACUGAAGCUAAUCUUUGGACCCAUCCUUGGUCUCAGUAGAAUAGGCAAGAAAUUCUGCAUAAAAGUAGUAUGCAGUGAUAAUUUUGCAUAAAAGAGUUGUUACACUUUAUUGCAUAAAAUUAAUAAUAAUUAAUAAUAAGAAUAAAAGCCCAAAACUUUUUUUUUUUACAGCAAUUGGGGAGAGGAAAUGUUCUGGUCCUGGAACUCAAAAGCUGAAUAUGAUUUCAGGGAAUCUCACAUCUGCUAACAUAAUAAUCAAAGUUGUGUUAAUCCCAGAAUUUGGGAAUGGUUGACCUGAAAUCCCUUGUUCCUCUGGAGUUUUUUGAUGAAAUGGCUGAGAUUAUCAGAACAGCCUAAGGAAUUUGGAUGUCCCUACUCUUUUAGGUCAAAAGCACUCUUUAGGGACAGCACCCUCUAUCCAUUAUGAAAACAGCAGGUACUAGUGUUGGACAAAAAUAUUUUCUUCUCCCUGGAUGAUUUCCUUGUUUUCUGCAAUACAAGACAGUGUGAGAAUUCCACUGGGCAGUUCUGCAGACACUGUAGCAGCAGGGAUUCACAGGUAGGCCAGAUUACCAGUCACACACUAAACCAGACUUUUCUACCAAAAUAAAGUUGCUUAUUUGGUCCUUUUUUUUGUGUAAGGUUUCCUAAAUACUUCUAAAUUUCUAGGAAAGUUGUCUUUUGCCAGUACUAACGACUUGUUCUUAAAGAUGCUUAACCAAAAUUUUAUAACUUCCCCUAAAUUUUGGCUGACUAGACCCCUUAAAUAGUUUAUUGAUCAUACAGCCUCUGUCUGGGUUACUAGUAAAUCUUGGAUCAUUGUGGAAAUUAUGGGAUGGCUUUUGUUCCCUAAGGACAGAUGAAGGAAUCACUUACUGAACUUAAGUUGAAUGAAGAAAAGAUUUAAGGGGCAGAUCUUCAGCUCGGGUAAACUGGCAGGGUUCAGUGGAAGCUACUUGAUGUCAGCUGUGGAUCUUGUCCUUCAGUGUUGAAGGCAUUUCCUAUAUGUAAUUUUUCUGUCUUACUGUAAAACAAUUUCAUAUGGUUAAACUGUAUUUUCCUAUAUUGUUCUGCAAGUUUAUAUACACCAUAGUGCUCAUCUCAUCUCCUGUAAAAUAAACUGUACAGAGACACAUUGAGCAUGGAA
Messenger RNA from Prinia subflava (tawny-flanked prinia), 9661 nucleotides. It is a transcript of the gene GAS7, whose product is annotated as growth arrest specific 7. The coding region runs from base 131 to 1555 and encodes 474 amino acids. The record is from RefSeq and is a predicted model, not a curated record. Gene Ontology annotation, molecular function: actin filament binding. Gene Ontology annotation, cellular component: cytoplasm; actin filament; plasma membrane. The transcript is spliced from 14 exons. Gene Ontology annotation, biological process: actin filament polymerization; neuron projection morphogenesis. Lineage: Eukaryota; Metazoa; Chordata; Aves; Passeriformes; Cisticolidae.